CCGCGCAAAGGCUUCUGGGCCUCGGCGCUCCCGCCCCGUACUUCCGGCAGGGAAACUGACCUCCAUUGUGCCACGGGGCCCUGCCCCGCCCCGCCCCGCGCCGCGCCCUCUGCCGCCUCGGGCUCCGGGGCGACCCCCGAGCGCCGGCGAGCGAGCCAGACGGCCGGCCCUCCCUCGCUCCGGGCGGAUCCCCUCGCGCUACGCGCUGCGGAGAGUGCACUGUGACACGGAGUUCAGAGAAGAGGUCUCAGAUCGGAGUGGCGCAGCGCCGCGGAAGAGGCCGGAGAUGGAAGAAUUCAGCAAUUCCGAGCCCAAAGCCCCGGAAUUCGAAAAUUUUCAAGAUUUCCACGUGACGGAGUCUCAGGCGACUUUGAAAGUCAUCAAAAGGGAGGUAAAACCAGUACGGAUGGAUCAGAGCCAGGAGCCUGAGGCGAAACCCAAGACCUUCUUCAGACAGGGUGCCUCCUUUGGAACCCGCGAGCACUUCCGUGAGUCUCGGAAACCUCUGGCUUUUCACCGCGUUCUCGUUUUCUAUGCAAUUCUUUUCUGGGCAGUUAUCGUCUGUAUCAUCUACAUGAGAUGCAAAAUUUAUGAUCUAGAGAAGAGAGUUGAGUCCCUGGCCACCUACCUCGAAUCCUACAAUGCCGAAAAGAAGCCAUCGGAAGUGGGAUCCCAGGUGCUUGACACCGUGGGCGUCAUCUGCGAGGAGCUAACGGCCAACAUCCUUAAACUGGAAAAGAUACAAGACAACCUGCAGAAGCUGCUUGAAAAUGACAACUGACUGACCCGGCCCUUCCGGGUCAACCUGAUGCCUACAAUUCCACUUUAACAAGCCCACUCUGAGCCCCAGGAGAGAACUCAAGUCGGCGGAGACAUGAUCAGCACCGAAUCCAAACUGCAAGAAAGAGGGUUCUUCGGCAACCUGAGUUAAACCUGACGCUCUGAGGACUGUGUUUCAACACCUCUCCUGAAGAAAGCUGAUCCUGUCUCUGGAGAAGGAAGGAUUCUGCAGGACUGCUCUGGAAUCAGAUGGCUUCUUUUACUGCAGAACGGCACCUCCCCAAUCUCCGACUUCCUUCCCCCACCUUGGCAUCUUUCACCCUGGCUUCCAACUCAAAAACCCCGGCUCUGACAAGCCAGUAGCCAGGUCCCCGAAAAAGAUGGGCAUCACAGUCAUACAAAACCAUAGCGGGUGGUUGUUCCAACAAGCGGGUCUCUUGUGUGGUCGUUUUGUACUGCUGUUCAUCUCCUGCUGAAAUAACCUGUAAACUUUACAGUGUUUAGAGUGGGCUUGAAAAUCAUAGGAAACAAUGUAGGCUAAACCUCCUUAGUGUGAGUUUUAUUUUGUUUUUGGUUAAGGUCAGUAGGUGGUUGUAGGCAAUGUUCUGAUUACAGGAGGUGGGAGACAUGAGGCAGAAGGAUCAGAUUAGAACCUGCUCGGUUUGGCGGUUCCCAUCCUUCUGAAUCCUCCCACAAUCUUUGCAGGCAACGUGUUGGCAAAUUAAAAAUGAGAUGUUGAAAUUUACAGCUUGGCUGUUUGACAUCUUUCCAAAGAGGAAUCUAUGAACACUCGAGUUCAUGUCAACAUGUAACUGUCUGAUGUUUUUCUCCUUGCUGCCUCAGGUUAAGAAAUAGUGAUUUAUUUUCAUUCACCAUUCUAGUUUUUUGGUUGGCACUCAAUUAUUUAGGAUUCUUUAGCACCUUUAGGUAUAUUCAAUUUCUGUCAUAGUGUUUUAUCGUUAUUUUUGUCACACACUUAAACAUUUAAUCCAAUAAGCUAGUGAAGUAGGUAAAUUGGUUACAUUUGUUUUGUUAAAUGCACUAGGCAGUUUCUGCUCCACCCAUGGCUUUUAAUAAAUGUUUAGUGCAAAUAA
Messenger RNA from Ornithorhynchus anatinus (platypus), 1874 nucleotides. Its product is annotated as GRAM domain-containing protein 2B-like. The coding region runs from base 287 to 781 and encodes 164 amino acids. The transcript is spliced from 7 exons. The record is from RefSeq and is a predicted model, not a curated record. NCBI's taxonomy places the organism in Eukaryota, Metazoa, Chordata, Mammalia, Monotremata, Ornithorhynchidae.